Molecule: messenger RNA, 3829 nt
Organism: Thalassophryne amazonica
Lineage: Eukaryota; Metazoa; Chordata; Actinopteri; Batrachoidiformes; Batrachoididae
Gene: smarcd2
Product: SWI/SNF related, matrix associated, actin dependent regulator of chromatin, subfamily d, member 2
Exons: 13
Coding region: 619-2124 (501 amino acids)
Biological process (GO): regulation of transcription by RNA polymerase II
Cellular component (GO): nucleus; SWI/SNF complex
Source: RefSeq, a predicted model, not a curated record
UUGCGGGGUUUUCCCAGCAGCGUUCAGCACGUUAAAAUGGCAUGUUGUCAGUAAUGGAGUAGUCAAGAACAUUUUAAACAAAAAAGAGGUAGGAUUGUUUAGAAAGUUGCAAGCUGGACUUAUUUUACAGCUGUUUCGGUUCCCUUAGUUUUGCACUAAACUGUACUUCUGAAACAAAUCUCUUUCUGAAAAAUGUGUGCUGAAGUGCGGGAUUUCCGAUAGCCGGGAAGGCAGCAUUUUGUACAGUCUUGUAGGCAGUGACCGACGUUAGAAUGUCUCGUGCUGCUUUUAGCCACUCAGGCUGAUAUGUUUUCAAGUGUUGUAACGGUGGCAAAAGCCGUUCGGUAACGUUUCGGCUUGAACAUACGGGGAGGAGAUGACAGACAAACCACUGUCAGGAAACAACAAGCAGUAAGCAGAAGUAAAUCCCGGAACUUGAGGAGCUAACGUUAGCUAGCUCUUUGUUGACAGCACCAGAACCCGAGAGUUCUAAAUCAAACUGCACGAAACUGUUUUCAGAGUUUUUACAAGUGACGUUGAUUUGUCCGCUGGGCUUCUGGAAGAAAACCAGUAGUUUCUGCUAGUUUUUUCCCCUCCACACACUUGUGGAUUUGAAAGAUGACAUCAAGAGGAGGUUUUUCGGUUCCACCGAUGACUCCGAACGUGAGUCCGAUGAGUAUGGGACACGCUGCGGGCAUGAGGAUGAGCGCGAUGCCGCAACCUGGAGGAGGUUAUCCCCGGAGCAUGACCACCGCUCCCCAGUACCACCAGCGCCCAGGGAUGCCCUCCAACAGAAUAGGAGGUGCAAUGGGAUCAAUGGCGGGGCACCUUCCAGGUCCUUCAUAUGGUGGUGGGACGAUGCCCAUGCGUCCCAGCAUGGGACCCCCAAACUUGGACGCAUCAAGAAAGCGGUUUCUUCAUCAGCAACAGCAGCAACAAGAGGCCCUGGGAGGCCUCAGACGAGGGGCCAAAAGACGCAAGAUGGCUGACAAGGUUCUCCCACAGAGAAUACGAGACCUGGUCCCUGAGUCUCAGGCCUACAUGGACCUCUUGGCAUUUGAGAGGAAGCUGGAUCAGACGAUUGCCCGAAAGCGCAUGGAGAUUCAGGAAGCUAUCAAGAAGCCCAUUAUGCAAAAGCGCAAACUUCGGAUCUACAUUUCUAACACGUACACCCCCAGCAAGCCCGAGGGCGAGGAGGCAGAGAAGGUGUCCUCUUGGGAGCUCAGAGUAGAGGGCAAACUUCUGGAGGAACCUGGGAAGCAGAAGCGGAAGUUCUCAUCUUUCUUCAAGAGCCUGGUAAUUGAGCUCGACAAGGAGCUCUAUGGACCUGACAACCACUUAGUAGAGUGGCAUAGGAUGCCCACCACUCAGGAGACAGAUGGAUUUCAGGUCAAGAGGCCUGGCGACGUGAACGUCAAAUGCACGCUGCUGCUCAUGCUUGACCACCAGCCCCCUCAGUACAAACUGGACCCGCGGCUGGCUCGUCUGCUGGGUGUGCACACACAGACACGGGCCAGCAUCAUGCAGGCUCUUUGGCUCUACAUCAAGAACAACAAGCUGCAGGACAGUCAUGAAAAAGAAUACAUCAACUGCAACCGCUAUUUCAGACAGAUCUUUGGCUGUCCACGGAUGCGGUUUUCUGAGAUUCCCAUGAAACUGGCAGGCCUGCUGCAGCACCCUGACCCCAUCAUCAUCAAUCAUAUCAUUAGUGUGGACCCCACAGAUCAGAAGAAAACAGCAUGUUAUGAUAUCGAUGUGGAGGUAGAGGACCCUCUGAAGGGUCAGAUGAAUAAUUUUCUGUCCUCCACAACUAACCAACAGGAAAUUGCAGCCCUGGAGAUGAAGAUCCAUGAGACGAUUGAGUACAUUAACCAGCUAAAGACUGAGAGGGACUUCAUGCUGAGCUUCAGCAAUAAUCCACAGGACUUUAUCCAGGACUGGCUGAAGUCCCAGUGCAGAGAUCUAAAGUUGAUGACUGAUGUAGCAGGGAACCCAGAGGAGGAGAGGAGGACGGAGUUCUACCAGGCAGCCUGGGUACCAGAGGCAGUGGGAAGAUACAUGUACUCCAAAGUACAGCAGAGAAGACAAGAGCUGGAGCAGGUGUUGGGUAUCCGCCUCACCUAAAAAUCCAGGAGUGUGUCUGCAAACUGGACCUUCACAUCUUAAAGCCUUAAUCAAAUGAACUGGGAAAGAGGGGGGAAAGUAAUGCUGCAGCUGAAUCUUCUCAUGACAAAACCGUUUUUGGCAGACGCUUCUCAGCGGGAUACGUCUUCUGUAUUCACAUCCUUUAACAAUUCUAAAUUCAGCUGAAUAUAUGGGACCGAUGUUCUGAUUUACAUGGUGCCAAUAAUAAUUUUGCCGUUGCAUUUUAAGCUUGUUUAAAUGGUCUGCUUGUUUUAUUUUUAUUUUAUUUUUUAAUAAUUUUGAUAUAGUACUUAAAAAAUUAAUAUUUGGUGCUUUCUACAUGUUGUUCGCCAUAAGUUGGUGUGUUCUGUUAAAAUUGUGCCUGUUUACCAUUAAUUCUGAAAGCCAUAAAUGUUUUAGAAGGACAUUGCCUGAAAUCUGCUAAUGUCUCGUUGAAUACAAAAUGAGACAUACGUUUUUGUAACGAUAUUUACAGAAAAUACAGAAUAUAUUUUGAUGCAGAAAAUUCUAGUUUUUAUUGAAAUAAAUAUAAAAGUUUUGGAUUAUACACUCAAAACAGUCAGGGUCAUAAAUAUUUGGACAGUGCUUGUAACCUUUUUUUUUUUUUUUUUUUUUUUUUGGCCUCUGUACACCUGCAGAAUGGAUUUAAGAAGAAACAUUCAGCAUGUACAUGCAGUGUAGACUGCCCACUUUAAUUCAGCGGGUUUAACAAAAAUAUCACAUGAACCAUAUAGGAAUUGCGGUCAUUUUUGCACACAGUCCUCUAUUUUAUUUUUAAGAAACUAUAAAAAAUCGACAUUAUGUGGGUCAUUAUUAAUUCAAAUCAUCACUUUUACAACCAUUUUAAUUUAGGUACGUUAGGAGAUUGAUGCAUGAAGGCAGGAGUGGUGGACAAGUGGUCAGUGCACUUGGUUUCAGUGCUUGAAGGUUCCUGGUUCAAACUCCACCCCUGCCACAUUCGCCAUAUAAUGUGGAGUUGCGUCAGGAAGGGAAUUCAGCGUAAAACGUGCCAAAUUAUACAAGGGAGCAGCCGAAGGGAUUUACUUAGGAGAUGGAUACAUGAGCAUUUCCAAGUCAAUUCUAUAUCUUGAUAUUCAUUUAUAUCAGUUGUUAAAAAAUACAAAUAGUAUGCUAAAUCUGUGUAGGGUCAGCAGGUCUUAAAAAAAAAAGGGAAACGUGUGUCCAAAUAUUUAUGGACCAGGCAGCUGGUUUUGAGAUGCCUUAUAUUUUAAAUAGAAAGCAGUAAGAAGUUUAUCUGAUUUAUUAAUGCUUUUAUAAUUUACUUUUUCUUUAACAGCAACUACAUGAGUUGGAAUUACACAUUUCUUUAAUUAAUAUAAGAAGGUAAGAUUUCAUUCACAGCUGGCAUUUAUUUGGGGACUUUGUGUGUGUGUGUGUUUGAUCAUUUACAUGCAGUUUUCAUUUGUGGUCGGGAUGGUUCAAUAUCAUACUCUUAUGUUGGGGUUUUAUUGGGGGGGGGCGGGGAGUGCAGGCUUCGCUUCAAACAUUCCACGUUAAGAUAUCACUGUGCCAAAGUUUAUGUGAAAAGGCACUUAGAAUGUGUAAAAUCUUAACUUUAAUUGUACAGACAGUUAAAAAUAUUUACAUGUUGUGUAUCGUCUCCCAGAAGCCUUUAUCUUUUUAUACAAUUGGAGUAUUUUUGCAAUAAACAUGUUUAUAGAUG